Aspergillus terreus NIH2624 is the source of this 1200-nucleotide messenger RNA. RefSeq lists its product as uncharacterized. Lineage: Eukaryota; Fungi; Ascomycota; Eurotiomycetes; Eurotiales; Aspergillaceae. The transcript has 3 exons. Gene Ontology annotation, cellular component: mitochondrion. The record is from RefSeq and is a predicted model, not a curated record. The coding region runs from base 1 to 1200 and encodes 399 amino acids.
AUGGCCAUGCGUCACGCUAAGUUUGAUAUGAAUGCAUUGGCAAAGUGUGCUGCCGAGUCCGUUGGCUGUACACUGGCAGAAUGUGUCCGCAUUGACAAAUUCCCUGAUGGGAACUUUAAUAAGACAUUUCUUUUCACGAUGCAGAACGAAAACCCUGUUGGUGCCGAGUACAUAAUUAUGGAGAAGGUCGCAGGGGUUCAACUUAAAAAAGUUUGGCCAAAACUAGAUAUCAAGCAAAGGUUUGAAGUCGUGAAAUCUAUCUCAAGAUACCAGAAAGCCUGGAUGUCGACAUCAUUUACCAAAAUUGGGAGUCUAUACUACUCUUCAGGUCUGGAUGAUGCUUCCGGAUGUGUUCUUGUUCAAGAGGAUGGCACUGAAAUUGAAGAUCUGCGGUUUACUGUCGGUCCGUCAACGGGUCGAGAGUUUUUUGAUGACGGGCGGAUCACAUUGGACUUCGAUCGAGGCCCAUCGAUUUCGUCGCCUGUCUUGUGGCACCCAGACCUACACACUGAGAAUAUCUUUGUGCACCCUGAAAGACCAUCAGAAGUGAUAGGUAUCAUUGAUUGGCAAUCGAGCGAAAUCCUGCCACUCUUUGAUCAAGCUCGCCAGCCAUAUUUUCUUAAUUAUGAAGGCCCCUCGUACGCCGGCUUGGACCCGCCCCCAUUUCCAGAGAAUUUCGACCAACUCGAUACUGUGGAACAAGUCAGAGCCCAGAGCCUGUACCUGAAUAUGUCACUCUCUGCGUUAUAUCGAAGGUUCAUGUAUGCAAAUAACAAAAGGUUCUUCAAGGUCAUGGAAUUCAGACAGACCUCCAGUUUCGACAUCACGCUACUUUCACAAAAUCUUCUUGUCGACGGGGAGGCGUUACAUCAGAGUAGGAUUCUUGAGCUGGAAAGUGAGUGGUCUAGUCUUCCGGGUGUCCAGGCAGUGGGAAACCCGACAUUUCCGCUCAGGUUUUCCACUGAGGAAGCGGAGGCUAUUGCUGAAGACGCCACUGGCGCUAUAAGAGCUAUGGACCUAAUGCAGAAAUUGAAAGAAUCAUUGGGUCAACUAUGGCCGGAGAAAGGUGUUGUCCCUCAUGAUCAAUAUGAUCAAGUGAAAAUGCACAUGGGCAAGGCCAAAGCUGAAAUGAUUGACGAUCUGGCACGCUCUCAAGAGGAGAGAGUCGAGUGGGAGAAGUCGUGGCCAUAUCGUGAUUAG